UUUUUUACAACUCCUAGAAGAAGAAGACGACCACAAAUCCAUCAUGGCUAAUUUAGGGAGAGUCGCAAUUGCCCUAAGACAUUUCCAACGAGUUUUCUACAGUAGAAUAUUCUCUCGUGGAGCACUUCGUCGUGGUGUUCUAGGGUCUUUUAUAUUUGGUGGCACCUUAGCACAUCACCACUACGGAAUCUCCUUGAUCCGUACUCCCGACAUUGUUCAUGCCAUUGAAGAAACCCCGCCUGUGACAGGGAAUACCAUCUCUCCAUCCUCUGCCCGACGACUGCGCUUCAACCAGUUUGCCUCCAUUGUGCAUGAGCAGGAACCCUACAUGACACCAAGGGAUUUUCUCUUCUCUGUUAUGCUCGAGAAUGUGGACCGCAAGCUGGAACAGAAAGUUUUGAACAAACAGGAAGUGGAUGAAAUGCUGGACAUUGCUUCAAAAGCUGAGGCUGGCAAGAACCUAUUCCGAAGCUUUGGAGAUAAUGGUUUGAUUUCCUAUACGGAAUACCUGUUUCUGCUGACUAUUCUGACAAAGCCGCACACAGGAUUUCAAAUUGCUUUCAAAAUGCUUGAUGUUGACGGGAACGAACAUGUGGAGAGAAAGGAAUUUUUGAAGCUGAAAAACAUCAUUGGGAAGAGAAAAGAAAAGGUUCAGAAGGAAAGUGCUCAUAAGCGUUUUUCAGAUGACGAUAGUGAUGAUGUGAACACAACCUUGCAAGCAUUCUUCUUUGGAAAAAUGGGAAAGUACAAGCUUCAGUACAAAGAGUUUUGCAGAUUCAUGGAAGACCUGCAAGCUGAAGUGCAGGAGAUGGAAUUCCUGCAAUUCUCCAAGGGAAUGGACACCAUGAGGAGAGAAGACUUUGCAGAAUGGCUCUUGUACUACACGAAUGCGGAGGACAAUGAAGCCUACUGGGAGAACAUGAGGAAGAGAAUUCCUGCAGGCCAGAGCAUUUCUUUUCAGGAGUUCAAAUCGUUUUGCCUCUUCACAAACAACCUGGAGGACUUUGCAUUUAGUGUGAAAAUGAUCAGUGAAGCCAACCGUCCAAUUGGAAUGGCGGAAUUCAAACGAGCAGUAAAAAUUGCAACGGGCAAUGAGCUUUCUGAAAAUGUGCUAGAUACAGUUUUCAAGAUAUUUGACCUUGAUGGUGAUAAUCGCCUCAGUCACAAAGAGUUCAUUGGAGUGAUGAAUGACAGAAUUCUCCGUGGGCUGAAGGUCAGGGGAACGUGAGGGCCAGUCAAUGGCAUCAAUGCCUUCCUCAUCCAGGAACUGCCUACACACUCUGGCCACAUGAGGCCGGGCAUUGUUCUGCGCCAGGAGGAACCCAGGGCCCACUGCACCAGCAUAAGGUGCAACAUCAGCAUGGUAUCACUGGCUACUGGCGGUGUGUAAAGAGAGAGACCCUAAAAGGUGCACAAGAGGUCUUCAGACAGACAGGAAGUCCCUUUUAAGUUAUAUUUACGGAAGCUGUGGUCUGCUGUGUUCAUAUCACUAUUGUUACCCUUCAUAAUGUAUACAUCUUGCAUGUAAAUUAUUGUUAACAUAUACUGUAUCAGUCAAAUGGUUGGACACACCUUUCCAUUUUCUGCUUUUUCUGAUUGAUGAAAAACAGAGUAAAUAAAACGUUCAAACAACUCACAUGUGGUCAAAGUGCAGAUUCUCAGCUUUUAUUUAAGCAUAUUUUAAUAUAUUUUGGUUUUUGUUGUAAUUGCAGUGCUUGUUAUAUGUAGUGUCCCCCCCCCCCAUUUCAAUGGUUGAGAUAAAAUAACAUAAUGGGAAAAAAAAUGGUUAAAUGUUUUGUCUAUUGUCGCACAUCCUUUGCAUGCUAUGACUUCCUAAAGUCUGUGACAUAUCAACAUCACCAGAGUCUGGAUAUCUUACUUUCAGGUCGUCUUACAACCAAUACGAAAACCUCUUUGCAUUUGAAUGGAUCUGGAUUGGGGGGUGGAAUGAGAUUCAGCUGUAAAUUAUGCUGAUACAGUAUGGAGCACAUUUGUUGGCUAAAUGGUUUUAAGUCAUCAAGGGUUCAAGGUAUCAAAUGAGCCUUAAACUAUUGUGCUGUUGCCAGAUAUGCAUUAGAUACUGCAAGGGUUGUUUCUCCUGAUAAUUUUCCUGAUGAGCUCCAUGGAAAAAUUAUUCGGGAGAAACAACCCCUGUAGUAUCAAACAUUGAAAUGGGGGCAAUAUAUGAAAAGUGCUGUAAUUAGUACAUGGUGAAACCAAAAUGUACAAAGAUACUCUUUAAUAAAAGGUGAGAAUCUGCACUUUGACCACAUGUGGAUUUGAAUGACAAACAGAGGAAAUAAAACGGCAAAAAAAACAAAAAACUUUUGACUGGUACUGUACAUAAACAUUGCUUGUGACAAAUUACAUUUCAUGAAUCCCUCAAAAUAGGACUUAUGCUUUCUGUAGAAACAAUUUUCGGUAACACUUUACAAUAAGGUAACAUGAACUGGCAUUAACUAAUGUAACUGGCAAACUACUAAGAAAUUAAUCUGUUUUUGUAUUUAUCAUUAAUUGAUGUUCACAAAUAUGUUUUAAUGCCAAUUCAUACUGGAAUUAAAAAAACAGCUAAUGUAUUUGUUAAUGGUUAACUGAUAAGUUUAACCAAUGGUUUGCUAAUGUAUACAAUCAAUAUUCAUGCAUUAGUAAUACUAAUACAUUAGUUAACAGAUGCAUUGAAAUGUUAAAAGAAUGCAUUUGUAUGUCAAUUCAUUCAUUGUAAUAACUCCAUUAUUUAUUGCCAAUCUAUGUACCUUAUAAUAAAGUCUGAGGCAAUUUUCUUUGCCUAGUUUUCUCCUUGUUUUCUUGUGAAAAUGAACCUUUUUUCUUUUUUAAUUGCUUUUUAUUUCUUGAAAUUCUAUGUCAUUGGAAGUGUCUCUUCAGUCAAAUCAACUGAAACAUUUAUGUUGGCAAUCUUUCAAUUCUGUGGCUGAUCUUUUGGAAAUGUUCAAAUUUUUACAAUAUACAAAUAAAGGAAACAUGCACCGGCUCCCAUCAA
Molecule: messenger RNA, 2998 nt
Organism: Conger conger (European conger)
Lineage: Eukaryota; Metazoa; Chordata; Actinopteri; Anguilliformes; Congridae
Gene: micu2
Product: mitochondrial calcium uptake 2
Exons: 13
Coding region: 44-1228 (394 amino acids)
Biological process (GO): mitochondrial calcium ion homeostasis; calcium import into the mitochondrion
Cellular component (GO): uniplex complex
Molecular function (GO): calcium ion binding
Source: RefSeq, a predicted model, not a curated record